Danio aesculapii is the source of this 1529-nucleotide messenger RNA. It is a transcript of the gene haus2, whose product is annotated as HAUS augmin like complex subunit 2. The transcript has 7 exons. NCBI's taxonomy places the organism in Eukaryota, Metazoa, Chordata, Actinopteri, Cypriniformes, Danionidae. The coding region runs from base 224 to 832 and encodes 202 amino acids. Gene Ontology annotation, cellular component: mitotic spindle microtubule; HAUS complex; centrosome. The record is from RefSeq and is a predicted model, not a curated record. Gene Ontology annotation, biological process: microtubule nucleation; centrosome cycle; spindle assembly.
UAUUUAUGUGGUUUAGUUUUAACUGACUGAUUCUACAAAUAAAGGUGCAGAGUGUUUUGUCUUUGGAGGUAUUCGUGAAUCUGCGGAUCUAAAGCAGGAAGAAGGAAGUUGCAUUGCUUAGGCGGUAGAUUGAAAACAGCACAGCAGACGAUUUAUUUGGUAGAACCAAGCAGGUCGGGGGAAAUCGCAUUGAACAACGACAGGUCUGGAAAAAACCCUUGUUAUGAAUUCCUGGGACCCCAUUGCUUACACGGUGACACCGGCUGCUAAGAUUUUAGCCAGAUGUGUAACAGCCGGCACCAUGACACAGGAGGAGCUUGAUGCUGUGCCACGGGAUUCAGAAAUCUUCUCCUCAUCUUUACUGGAAGCUGAGCAGCUGAACAGAAUCAGACAAGAUCUUGAUCAGGCUAAUUUAGAUUUAGAGCUGUUGAAUCUGGAAAGAGACUGUGCAGACGUUGCUCACAAUCAUUAUCUCAGUCGAAGGUUUGCUUCCUUGCAACAGUUCACUUCUCACCUUCAGGAGGUGCUGCGAGAACAGACAGUCCUGCGAGAGAGACUCACAAAGCCUCUGUGUCAGCAGAACCUGCCCAUUCAGGCUGAUCUGCACAGGUAUGUGGUAGAGCUCAUGCGGAUGGUGGCGGAGUUCAUUCAGAACUUGGAUGUGAAAAUUGAGAUGGUUCGAGCAAUUCCGACCACUGACCAUCAUUUAACUAAUCUGAGCAAUGCCAGAACUCAACUGUUGGCUCAGGUCACUGAGGUCGAGAACCUGUACAAGCAAGUCCUUAAGCGGCGAGGACAACCACAGACCAGUAUUAAGGACAUGUCUAGCUGAAUAAAGAAUUUAGAAAUAAAAUGACCACAUCUGUUAUUAGGUAUAGUAUAGAUUUACUGAAUCAUUUUUUCUGUAGACAUCUAACAAACUUGCAUAGUUUCUAAAAGAACUGAGUGGAUUUUAUAUUUCAAAUACUUAGCAAUAUGUAAAUAUACAUGUUUAUUUUUGUCUUUUGUGUAUCCGUUAAAUAAUUGCAAUGAAAUGUUCCAUAUUUUAAGCUAAAAUUUGAGGGUUUUGUUUGCCAUGAGUGUAAAAUAAGUCGUGAAUGGUUGGAUCCAUGAAAUAAUUUCUCUCUGAACACUAUUAGUCAGCUAGCCUGAACAUCAGUGACUGCGGUGGUAACACAUCAAAAGAUUUUAAUGUUCUGGUGUAGUGGAGCAAAUGAAACUGUAAAUUCAGCACAAUAACAUCUGCUGCUGCUGAUCGUCCAUUAAGAGCAUUUUCUGUGUAAUGCUGUGAUCCGAACACAUCAGCUUCACCUACAGAAUAACAGUGUAAGAGCAACCAGUUAGUGUGAUGUUGAGGCAUCUAUUUCUAGAACAGUGGUUCUCAAACAUCGUGACACAGGACUUUGUUGUUUUAAUGAAUUUAACAAAUUAAUUUCAAAAUCAAUCCUAAAAGGAUAUUUCACUCAAAAAUAAAAUUGUUAUCAUAUACUCUCUCUCUUUCCACUUGUUACAAACAUCUGUGAGAUACU